CUCCUUGCUUCCACUGCCUAACAUUUACCUCUCCCCCUAAGAAAGAUGUUGAAUUCGAAGUUAUUUGCUAAGCCUGGAAGUGAAAGUGAAAAUGGAAGUAGCACCGAGGAAGAGUUAGAUGAGGUUCAAGAUACCAAUACUGCUGGUGGUGCAUCUCGUUAUCUUCCAGGUGGCAGUGACACUGAUGACGGUGAUCUCCCUAAACGUGUUGUUCAGCCAGGCAAAGACAAGCGUUUUGAGGAGAUGGUCCAUACCGCUGAGCAGAUGAAGCAUGCAAUGAAUAUCAAUAAUUGGGUUAGUCUACUAGAGAACUUUGACAAGAUCAACAAGCAGCUGGAGAAAGUUAUGAGGAUUAAAGAGGCUGUGAAGGCUCCAGUCUUGUACAUCAAAACCCUUGUCAUGUUGGAAGACUUCUUAAAUGAAACUACUCUGGAAGCAAAGAAUGAGAUGAGCCACAGUAACUCCAAGGCUUUGAACUCAAUGAGACAGAGGUUGAAGAAGAACAAUAAGAUGUAUGAAGAAGAGAUCAAUAAGUAUAGAGAGUCUUCGGAAACCGAGGAAGCGAAGGUAUCAGAGGAAGAGUUGUGUAAUAAGGAUCCUAAAGAGAUCACAUGGGAAUGGAUCAACCGAAAACUCAAAGAAGUUGUGUCUGCACGUGGAAGGAAAGGAACUGCUAGAUCUGAACUGAUUGAUCAGCUCACACACCUGAUGAGACUGGCCAAAACUCCAGCGCAGAAACUCGAGAUCUUGUUCGGUCUUGUCUCCGCACAGUUCGAUGUGAAUCCUGGUCUCAACGGACACAUGCCUAUCAACGUCUGGAAGAAGUGUGUGAACAACAUGUUUACAAUACUUGACAUUAUUGUCAAGUACGAUAACAUCGUCGUCGAUGACACGGUUGAGCAAGACGAGAAAGAAACGUCGAAACCAGAAGACUAUGAUGGGAAGAUUCGUGUCUGGGGGAAUCUUGUUGCAUUCGUGGAGAGGAUAGACGCUGAAUUUUUCAAGAGUUUGCAGAGCGUUGAUCCUCAUACACGUGAGUAUGUGGAGAGGUUGAGAGAUGAGCUGGUGUUUUUAGCUCUAACUCAAAACAUACAAGACUACUUUGAGCGGUGUGGUGACUUUAAAUCUGCGGCAAAGGUGGCGUUAAGACGAGUUGAGUCACUUUACUACAAGCCUCAGGAAGUUUAUGACGCUAUGUGGAAACGAGCUGAGCAAGAAGAUGAUUGUAAUGGGCCUGUUGUUCCUCGUAAGCCUACUUUUCCAGUGAGUAGUCGAGCUAUGAUGGAUGGUCUCGUCUCACUUAUUUACAAAUAUGGAGAUGAAAGGACUAAAGCACGUGCGAUGUUAUGUGAUAUCUACCACCAUUCUUUAAUGGACAAGUUCGGAACUGCUAGGGACUUGUUGCUGAUGAGUCAUCUUCAGGACAAUGUUCAGCAUAUGGACAUCUCAACGCAGAUCCUCUUUAACAGAUCGAUGGCUCAGCUUGGUCUCUGCGCAUUCCGAGUUGGAAUGUUUACCGAGGCUCACAGCUGCCUCUCUGAGCUGUGUUCUGGUCAAAGGGCGAGGGAAUUGCUUGCUCAAGGUGUCUCCCAAAGUAGAAAGGAGAAGACUCCUGAACAGGAAAGAUUGGAGAGGAGAAGGCAGAUGCCGUAUCACAUGCACAUAAACCUUGAGCUUCUUGAAGCUGUUCAUCUCAUAUGCGCCAUGCUACUGGAAGUCCCUAACAUGUCAGCCAACUCUCAUGAUGCCAGACGCAAGGUGAUUAGCAAGAAUAUCCGUCGCCUGCUUGAGAUCAGCGAUAGGCAAGCAUUCACUGCUCCUCCUGAGAACGUCCGUGACCAUGUCAUGGCAGCAACUCGAGCUCUCACCAAAGGAGACUUCGAAAAAGCUGUUGAGGUUUUAAGCUCUCUUGAUAUAUGGAAACUGCUCAAGAAUCGCGAAACCGUUCUUGAUAUGGUGAAGGCUAGGGUCAAAGAGGAGGCGUUGAAGACUUAUCUCUUAAGAUACUCAGCCUCUUACGAGUCCCUACGUCUAGAUCAUCUUGCUAAGAUGUUUGGUCUCUCUGAGAAUCAAGUCCACAGCAUCGUGAGCAAGAUGAUGAUCAGUGAAGAACUCCAUGCAUACUGGGACCAACCUACACAUUGCAUCCUCUUCCACGAUGUCCAGCACAACAGGUUGCAAACGUUGGCUUUCCAGUUAAUAGGAAAACUUGUUGUUCUUGCGGAGAGUAAUGAAAGAGCAAUGGAGGUUAGGACCGGUGGAUAUGGAGGAAGAGGUGGAACAGAGAACAGGGGAAUGCAGAUGGACGUCACGAGCCGUAUGGUAAGUCUCAGCCGAGGUGUUCGUGCGUAG
Molecule: messenger RNA, 2352 nt
Organism: Brassica oleracea var. oleracea
Lineage: Eukaryota; Viridiplantae; Streptophyta; Magnoliopsida; Brassicales; Brassicaceae
Product: eukaryotic translation initiation factor 3 subunit C-like
Exons: 4
Coding region: 46-2352 (768 amino acids)
Biological process (GO): translational initiation
Cellular component (GO): eukaryotic translation initiation factor 3 complex
Molecular function (GO): RNA binding; translation initiation factor binding; translation initiation factor activity
Source: RefSeq, a predicted model, not a curated record